AGGAAGUCGGGUUAUGCCAUGGUCAAAGAUGGCGGCGAGGACCGCGUCGGCGUGCUGGAAGGAACUCAAAAUGGCCUUUUAGACAUUCCAUACCCUCGUAGUACCCGUAGUACCCUCGUAGACAUUCCAUACCCUCGUUAAGCGCGAGACCGGGCCCUGUCAGGAGAGGUUACCGAGAGACAGAAGGAAGCUCCGCAUCCAGGUAGGUUGGCCGGCGAAGGCUUCUCUCGGAGCUCACGGCGCUUGUAUCAGGGAGCCAAUAGAUUCCCGUGGGAGACAACACGUGGUAGCCAACCGAUAUCUAUAGAGAUAGGAAAAGGUUAGAUUGGCACCUCACUUUUCUGAAGUUAAGGAAGAGAAUUCUGGCAGUCUCUUUGUUGCAGGAAAAACAGCGAAGGCACCUGUGACGCUUAAUAUGUUCAUUACGGCAUAAGCUUUCGUGGGCUACGGAAUCAGAUGCAGUUGGAGUUUAGAGUUUCCUGGCUCCUUUUGAGGAGUCACGCAGGUUGGACUAGAUUGCGCUUGGGUCCUUUUGGAGUUCUGCGGAUGAGGGCUGACCAUAGUAAGCAGUGGAGGAACUGGGAAUUUGAGUGUAGCUAUGAUUAGGAAGCAGCACUUUCGUCCUGGAACAAAAAGUAAUAGAAAGCAGUUCGUAGCUUUAGUAACUCUGAGCACUUCCAGGCCACUUGUUUUUUUCCUCUUCAUUAAAAAAAAAUAUUUAUUUGGAAAGGCCACUUGUUUGUUGAACAUUCAUCCUGAUUUGUUAGAAAGAGAUGCUAGGGGGCAUCACGUCAAAACAAGCAUUAACUGUAUUUCCCAGUGCAUUUUCUUGUCACUUUCCUCAUUGCAGAAAGCCCAAACUUCAGGUGGGACAUUGGUUUGUUGAGCAAGAGUUCCAAAGCAGUUUUAACUGUCCACCCUGAAUUUGCCAGUAUAUGAUUGUAUCCCAACUGAAAAGUAGUGACAGUCUGGAAGCCUGCUGAUUAUAUUUUGCCACAGGUGCACUAAAAUAUUGGAUUUCUCACUUCUGAUGAAUAGGAAGGGAAAGGAAGAAAAAAGUGGGGAGCGUUUAGCGUCAACCUAUAAUUUGGGCUUUUUGUCUAAUUGUUAAAAGUUUAUGCCACUGUUACUUUUGCAGACCAGGACUUCCGUGUUAGGGAAACGUAAGUUAUCUGAUGCCAUCUAGUGGUUUUUAUGGAGUAUAGAAAACUCAAGAGAUCACUGCAUUGGCCCAUUAGAAAGAAAUGACACGAAAGUUGCAAUCCACUCCAGGCUGCCUUUCUCAACCUGUGGGUCGCCAGAUGUUGUUGAACUACAACUCCCAUCAUUCCUAGCUAGCAAGGCCAGAGCUCAGGGAUAAUGGGAGUUGUAGUCCAACAACAUCUAGGGACUCACAGGUUGAGAACCACUGCUCCAGGGGAUGCUGUAGAAUGGGGUGCUGGUGCCUCCUCCGCAGGGGCUGUGGGGCGACAGAACACUCCAGGGACUAGGUUAAGUGCCCUUACCAGGAGUUGGCUGACUACGUUGCCAUGGUGUGAGUCUGUGUAUGUUUAUUCCAAACCAAGGCCCAUUGAGUUCAAUGGAACUCACUCCCAUCUAAGUGUGUGUUACAUUACAGGCUAAUAACUUAAUUAAUAUGUGGGGUUAACAAAUUAAUUAACAAAUUAAUUAAAAAUGAGUCCCCUGCUCUUCUACAGUGCAGUGUAAUAUUUAUUUGUGACGCUUUCAUGCUGGCCCAUGCUGUAAUGUUCUCUCAGCUGCUUACAGUAAAUAAGUAUGAAAGUAACUUUAAUACAGCCGAAAACAUAAAAUGAAAAGCAACAUGAAUGCAAGAAUAAAGCGCAACUCCAAGGUUAAAACCAAUUUGAAACACUGAGAGGACCAUGACUAUGUUGAGUUGUUGUCAUGCCCCACUUCUGAAAAAUGGGUGACAUAGGAGCCAACUCCUAGGGGCUAUGGGGGCUUUGGCUCCACAAUAAAACAUUUGAGGGGGCUGGCCCCCCACAAAGUUGAUGGGCAUUCCCAUUCACAUGGUGUGUGUGCACUGUGCCAUGUGAUUGAUUAUGUGGGACGGAGCUUACAAGGGCUCCCACAAUAUUUUAUUCAAGUUGGCCCCCCGAUGGGUGAUAUAUCAUCCUUUCCAAUUCUGAUUCUGCACAAGGCAAGGAAUAAAAAUGGUGUGGGGAGCAAUGCUGAAGGCUUUUCCAGCCCUGCAGUGCCCUGCUUUGUCUGUCUGUCCGUCUGUCUGCCUCUCCCUCCACCUUCUUCUAAGAUGCACACUUUAACCUUCACAUCACUGUAGCUACGGCAAUGUUGACUGAAAUUUCAGCAAGGUGCUCUAUUCCCUACUUGUAUCAGGCACCCUGCUUCCAUUUCAUGUCUGUAAAGGGGCAAUAUUUAAUUGGAAAUAGUAAUAAAAAACUAAAUUUAUGCUUCCUUGUACAGCUGUUUUUAAAGACAUUGAAAGUGUCUCUUUCCCUCUGCUUCAUUUCUUAUUUUGAUUUGCCUGACCUGCAAGCAUAAAUAUUUCCCCAUCUUCCUUUUACAGAAAUGGAUACUGUUGUUGAAGAACUGAGAAGAAAAAGAGGGCAGGUAAAUUUGGAAGGAGAAACACAGGAUGCGCAUGCAGCCACAACAACGACAGCUCCCAUCCCAGGAAUUUAUUUACCUUUACUCCCAAGAUAUUUUCACUACACAAGUAAGUUCUUGAUUGCUAGUUGGUAAGAUUCCUUAUUGCUUUGCAUGGUAUGAUAGGACUAUCAACACUGGAAGCAAGAAGCAAAAAUGGUGGGAAACCUUUUCCUCAUUUAUGCCCUCAUCAGCCUACAGUAGGUGGCAGCAGCACAUUUUUUUUGCAUGAAGUUAUGUUUGCAUGAAGCUAUGAAGGAAGUUAGACAGUUUAGUAGUAUGGUAUUGGAUUUUAUGUUCCAAAGAUGAAAUACAGGAUUGAUUCCUGUAUUUACUUGCCAGAUGCAACCAAGAAUGUAUGGGCUUUUGUGUUUUCCUCUGAAUUGCAAUUUAAGUCUAUAACCGCAUUAGAAACACAUCAGAAUUAUUCUCAUGUCUGUUACCAAAAUUAUUCUUGUGUUACAGCAUCUAGGGUCGGAAUGCACUCGGAAUUUCAGAAGGCAAAAGAAGGUUGUUUAAACUGCAUCCAGGAUUCCCUUUUGCAAGGCCAGUUGCAGAGGGCUGCAGAAUUAAUCAUAAGCUACAUAGAAAUGUUGGAGCAUUACAGUAAAGACAAACUGCGGGCUGCUCCUGAAGUAAGUAGACGAGCUAAUCCCCUGAUUCUGCGCAGGAAAGGUGGAAAAGGAUCUCUGUGAUUCCUGUGUCCUAUGCUUCCAUCAUGUAAUAUGUUUAGGAAAAGGGUAGAGCAAUUUUUGGACCAAGGGUGGGCCGCCUUUCUUCUAUUGAUGGCUCUAUUCUCUUGGAUAUAGCCUGUUGUUGAAGUACAUACUAGUGGUGGAAAGGACAAAACCUAAAGUGGUUUCUCCUUUCUGCCAUCUCAUAGAAUUAUUAAAAUUAAAAUUAUUAAAUUUAUAUACUGCCUUAUAUCCAUAGAUCUGAGGGCGGUUCCCAACAUUAAACUGCAAUUAUAGAAUUGUAGAGUUAGAACAGACCACGAGGGUCAUUUAUUGUUUGUUUGUUUGUUUGUUUGUUUUGUAUACUGCCCUUCUUCCGAAGAUCCCAGGGCAGUUCCCAACAGGAAAAUAAUAAUAAUAAAAACAAAAACAAGCUGAAAAAGCCCCUCCCACAAACACAUUUUAAAAGCCAUCAGCCAAACACCUGACUGAAGAUGAAUGUUGAUUGAGUUUCAGCCUGUUGGCUCUCAUCUAAUCCAUUAAUGAGGCAAGACAACGGUCCAGAACUUUCUUUGCCUCACCUGCAGAUGUAAAAGAGAAGUAGGGCUGUUUGUCAUCAGCAUAUUGCCGACCACGUGCUCCAAAACACUGGAUGACCCCACUCAGUAGUUUCAUGUAGAUGUUAAACAGCAUAAGGGAUAACAUUGAACCCUCAGGAAUCCCACAUUGAAGGUUCUGUGGGGCCAAAGAACACUGCCUCUGGGAACGACCAGCCAAGUAGGUUGCUCCAGAAGGAUACCAUGGUCGAUGGUUAUCGAAAGUUAUUGAGAGUUGGGGUUCAGCCCCCUGCAAUGUAGGAAUCUUUCGCCCAACAUGGGGCUCAAACCCACAACCAUGAGGUAAAGAGUCUCAUGCUCUACCAACUGAGCUUAUCAGACUGAGCUAUGCUCCUCCUGUCCGUCUUUCCCUCUCCAGCCAGUGGGCUGCUGGGAUAGGGAUAGAUUGCGCUUGCCAGAGAUAUAACCUGAUUGCUUGCAGAAGGCUUUUGAAACAGUGUUGAGGGCCACAUGAAAUUAGACCAAGGCCACAGGUUGCCUAUCCCCAAUUUAGGCUGUUUUGUUGUGCAUUUAAUUCUGUGUCACGAUGGCUGCAAAUUUUUGCAUUAUGGAAUUAGAAGUGCUCUUUGUGCCUGUUGUAAGUGACCAUAUACUUCAAAGCUAUGCUUAUGUUCACUUCUUGUAGCUGUUGUUUGCUUCUGUGUUCUGAAUGUGUGUUCUCCAUGCUAGGAGAUCUGGAGAAUAGGAACUGAGAUCUUGCAGCGGCAUCCACGGAGCAAUAUUCACGAGACCAACCACUUUGCAGAUCAGAUGAAAAAUUUAGGAGUAAAAGGAUAUUUAAAGGUGAGGAGAGUUCCAAAGGAUCCUUAAGAUCAUAAUACUUAUUUUUCAUAUAAAACAUUAUUAACAUUAUUAUUGCUAUUACUGUAUUGCUGCUCAUUCUCCCACGUAUAGCAGGGAUGGGGAACUUUUUAGCUCACCAUAGCGAUUUUGGGUGGCAACUCCUUUGAAGUGUGUUUCAAAGUGGUUUAUUUUUAACGUAAUUCAGAAGAAGAAGAAGAGUUUGGAUUUGAUAUCCCGCCUUUCACUCCCUUUAAGGAGUCUCAAAGCAGCUAACAUUCUCCUUUCCCUUCCUCCUCCACAACAAACACUCUGUGAGGUGAGUGGGGCUGAGAGACUUCAGAGAAGUGUGACUAGCUCAAGGUCACCCAGCAGCUGCAUGUGGAGGAGCGGAGACGCGAACCCGGUUCACCAGAUUACGAGACUACAGCUCUUAACCACUACACCACACUGGCUCUCGUGUGCAGGCUGUGCUUUUGCCUUCCUCUCGCCCGAUAUCUCAUGUGACUUUAGGGGUGUAGCGGGUGGGCAUGGUUUGAGGGAGAUGGUCUCACAAACAUAAUUAGGACCUCUGCAGGAUUAGGCCCAUGAGCCGGAGGUUCCUCACCCUUUCUAUUUCUUGUUGCGGGGAUUUGUAGCAAUGUCCAUUACUCCUAGUAGAAGUUUCUUUGGUAAAACAUAUCCUUAAUUACAGAAUAGAGUGGUUGUUUUGCUGUUUUCUUUUAAUUAUUUAGUUGUUUUUAUCCUGCAUUUUAUUCUGUGAACCGCCCUGAGAUCUCUUGCUGAAGGGCAGUAUAUAAAUCUAAUAAUAAUAAUAAUAAAUAUAAUAUAGAGCAAUGAAUGCUGAUGUAGUUCAUGCGACUUUGGGUUGUAUCCGAUGCUCUUGGAAUGUGUGAUUUCCGCUUCCUCUCCUCCUCCCACACUUUGCCUAAAUCUGGUCCUCCAACCAUCUGAAUCACAGAACAGGGGGCACAGCAGAUGGCAGGAGAGGAAGGGGAAGUUCCAUUGUGCACAAGGAAGUCUCUAGCGCACAUGGCACUGACGCACUGGAUGCAACCCUUUGAACUGGAUAUUAUUAUUUGUGUGUGUGUGUGUGUGUGUGUGUGUAUGCACAGUUCUGCACCUUGAUCUGCAGUAAAUUGGCCCCAUGUACAUGCAAAAAGUGUACCAUUUGUAUACUUUUACAGUUCAAACUAGGAGUCUCUAAAAAUUUCCCCUGAUUUUGUAUCAAUUCCUUUAUAUUCAGUUUUCCACUCAUUUAUAAUUCUAUUUCAUAUCAUUUGCAUAUAUUUUUUAAAAAUAUGUUAAGCUUUGUAUAUCAGUAAAUGCAGAAAUUCCAUUUUGGUUUACAUUCAGAAGUCUAGUUCUUUUUCUUUCUUUCUUGGUGUGCAGAAGCUUUAGUAGGUGUUCCACUGGGUUGCUACUGAGCCAGUUUGAACCUUGACUGGGAUCCAAUGAGCGUUAGUGCAUUUGCCAAGAUUUGAAUGCCGUAUGCUGAUGUUAAUUGCAUCGCCAGUUUGACAGUGGUCCCCCAUUUAUUUCCAGGUCCAGCAUCAUUCAAACGGCAUGUUUCUGUUGCUCUUGCAAAGCUGCUAAAUUUUUCACUGAAAGUAGUGGGGAAACCUCCAGAUGUAGGAGGUCUCUGAGCCCAUUGGGUUUGCAUUGUAGCAUUUUAUUCAGAGCCGCUGCCGCUUCUGAGGAUUGUAAGCUAGGUUGAAAUUGUUGUAGGUUUCUUUAGAGCACGUCUUUCACCUCCUGUGCAACGGGUUUGAGGACGAGGCUUAUCAGAACCUGGUCCUGGCAGAAAGCUGGAAGUACGGAGAACAAACAGUCAUUCAGAACAAAGAACUGAAACUCAUUCAAGGUUACAGGGGGCUGCUGGACUAUUCUAAGUGGUUGAAAAAGAAGGCGGACAUGUUGGGGCUUGGUGAGUAUGCGCCUUAGGGAAAAUCGGUGCAGGACAUAGAUGGCCAUGAUUAUUAUGCUCAGCUCUUGAAAUUGGAAGCAUAGAAUGAGACUCUAAUGCUGGACUUUGAAUAUGCACCUAAGUCCUAAAGGUAAAGGGACCCCUGACCAUUAGGUCCAGUUGUGACCGACUCUGGGGUUGCGGCGCUUUAUUGGCCCAGGGAGCCGGGGUACAGCUUCCAGGUCAUGUGGCCAGCAUGACUAAGCCGCUUCUGGCGAACCAGAGCAGCGCACAGAAACGCCGUUUACCUUCCCGCCGGAGUGGUACCUAUUGAUCUACUUGCACUUUGACGUGCUUUCAAACUGCUAGGUUGGCAGGAGCUGGGACCGGGCAACGGGAGCUCACCCUGUUGCGGGGAUUUGAACUGCCAAUCUUCUGAUUGGCAAGUCCUAGGCUCUGUGGUUUAACCCACAGUGCCACCCGCAUCCCUAAGUCCUAAUUAUGUUUUUAUUGUCUGUCUGUUUUGUAUCCCACCCAUGGCAAGGAUGAAUGAAUAAAGGAAUAGUCAGUAUGAAACAAUAAUUAAGAACAACACACAAAAUAACACUGUACAGUGCAGCAGCCAGUGGUAUUUGGACUACUAAACUGUCCUGAGGUCACAGUUAAAUCAGAAGUCAUGUGUGUUUAGGAUUUCAGCAUUAAGCAAUUGUUAGGGAGUAAGUCCAGUGAACUCGACGGAACUUAUGAACAAACAUGCUUAGGAUUGCUUUGUUAAGUCUGCCUGCCUCAUCAGGUGAAGGUUAGUUUUUUUGAACAGGUUGUUGAGAGUUUUUUGCUCUUAUCAUCAUUGCAUCUGUACCACAGGAACUCAAACUGAGUGGCCUCGGUAAAGCAGACUUGACUGAUGCUUUUGUUUCAGUCUUCUUUGCCAUUAAGUUUAAUCAGAUUCAUUGGCUUGCAGUAAACAUAAAGCUUAAUCAUCAUUUGUUGCCUGAACAGGUGGGUGGGGUUGCUCACCUGCCAAUGUGGCCUCUGCUUGAAAGAGGUUCCCUGCUUAAUAGUCCUCUGUUUGACUCUUUUGGGACCAGAAAGAUACGUUGUGAAUUUCGUUGGUUCUUCUCUUUCAGAAAGCUUUUUAUUUUUAUUUUUAGGGUGCUUGGAAAGUGAGAUUAGUGUCAUGAUUUACCUGAGUUGCAGAUCACCGUGCUUAAUAUAAGAGGUUAUAUCAUGCCUUGUCUUUCGCAGAUGAGGACAGCUACGCAGUGUCUUCUAUUCAGCAGGAAAUGCGCAUCUUGUACCGGCAGGCUAAAGUCAGCCUCAAGGAGAUCAUUAAAAUUCCUGGAGUUUGGGAUCCUUUUGUGACGUGUUAUGUGGAUGUAAGAGCAUGAUUCACAACCAUCUUACUCCCCCCCCCCCCCAAAUCUUGAUCUAAGUAAUUGCUGGCUGUUCCAAGUUUUUGUAGCUCGGGGAAUACUCGAAAAACGUCUUUCAUAGCAAUUAGUAAAAUAAGACUCUGAAAAAGUGUCUAGAAAGCAUUGGGGAGUCUUGGGAAUUUUCUGUCAUAACAUAUGGUGAUGUUCAUUGGCUUAAAAAAAUGUGGCUUUUAAAAAAUACUAGAUAGUUUGCCAAUUCAAAUGUAAUGGCUAACUGGAGUUUGCUUGGAUCAGGAAGCGAGGUAAUUGUAGGAGGAGAAAGCCUGUCAGCCCCAAGUUUUGAACCCAAUGACCGAACCAUGGUUUGGCAAUUUGAUGCAAAUUAUUCUCUCCCUCUCCCUCUCCCUCUCCUCUCUCUGUGUGCACCAAACCAAUCACAUUUAGUGAUUUGUAUAUAUUAUCCAGCCAUAAGUUCUCACCUGGAUUUUGCUUUUUAUUCUAAAGCUCUUAUUUCUGAUCCAUUAAACUGGAUUAUUGCAGUGUAUUCUAUGUGGGGCUUCCCUUGUGCUUGACCCAGAAGCUGCAGAACGCUGCAGCCCAGUUGCUGAUAGGAGUGAGACCUUGCCUGCAUAUAACGCCUCUGCUCAGAGGUCUGCACCCAGCUGCCAGGCCAAGUUCAAGAGGUUACAAUUAGUAUAUGAAGCCCUUAACAGCUUGGGACCAGUUUAUUUGCAGGAUCACCCUACCCCUAUAACAGAUGUACCUUGGAAGUCGAACGGAAUCCGUUCCAGAAUCCGUUCGACUUCCAAAACAUUUGACUUCCAAGGUGUGGCUUCCAAUUGGCUGCAGGAAGUUCCUGCAGCCAAUCGGAAGCCUCGGAAGUCCUGUUGGACGUUCGGCUGCCAAAAGAACGUUCUAAAACUGGAACAAUAACUUCCGGUUUUUGAUCAUUUGGGAGCCAAAACAUUCGGCAACUAAGUAUACCCACUGUAUACCCACUUAGCCUCUUCAGUCUGUGGAACUGGUACUGUUACAGUUGCCACAAAAUACUCAUUCCACACUUGUAAGAAAUGGAUAGUUCCGUGUGGAACUUUGGAACUCCUUGUGUAUUGACAUCAGGCAGGCACCUUCAUUGUAAUCUUUCUAGUGUCAGCUUAAAACAUUUUUGUUUAGGUAAGACUAUCCAGACACGUUAAAGUUAAACAUGCUUUAUUUCUUUUUAGCCGCUUGCUGUUGAUUUUAAAUCCUUUGAAUAUUUUUAAAUACCUCAUUUUAACUGUUUUUUUAUCAAUAAUUUAAAUGGGUUGUUUUUUUUGGUAAACUGCUUAGAGGUGUUUUUUGGUUUUUUGACAAUCAAAUGGUAUACAAAUUUUGUUUGAAAAAAAAUCAUUUCAGUCACCUGAUCAUUGACUAUAUUGUGUUCACGUGAGAAGAUUUUUCUUUCAAAUUUUUUUUCUUUGUUGCAAAACACUUUUGGGGGUACCUCAAGGUGAAAAUGUGGUCCCUAACUUUAAUAAUCAGCUGUACAUUUGUGUUUUUCCUCAGAUGCUGGAGCAUUAUGAGGAGUAUGAAGAAGCAAGAGAAGUGUUGAGCGAAUAUGCAUAUAAUUCCAAAUUUCCUCCAAACCCUAAUGCACAUGUCUUCCUAUAUCAGUUCCUAAAGAGAAGGGGUGAAUCGAGGAAAACUCAGAUGUCUGCACUCCAGGUAUUAUAUUCAGGCCUUAUUUAAUGGUCACCAUUUAAUUGUGUAGCAGUUAGACUGUCGGACUAGGAGUUGAGAGACCAGAGUUCAAUUUCCUGCUCAGCCAUGAAGCUCACUGAGUGACCUUUAGCCAGUCACUGUCUCUCAAUCCAGCCCUCCUCACAGGGAUUGUUGUGAGGAGAAAUUGUAGAGGUGGAAAACCCUGUACGCCGCCUUGAGCUCUUGGAGGAAAAGUGAGAUAUAAAAGUGAUAAAAUUUUAAAAUGUCACAGUAAUCCAUUAACUGUGGUUCACUAUGACAUGAGGUUGAGGUACACUAUGUCCGGAAAGCCUAUGAACAAUGUUGUUGUUGUUAAUUAUUAUUAUUUUCAUUAUUUAUUAUACACACAUACAUGGAGAUUUGUUUUCCUGUAAGCACGCUGUAAAUUCAAUUUUCACACCCCCUCAGACUUGAUGUUGCAGAAUUGCAGAAGAAAUUAUUUGUCCCUGUGUAUACUUAAGCUAUAAAGUGAAAUUAUUGGACCAAUCCAGUCCCCUGCUAUAGUGAACUUCGACACAAGCCUCUGCUCAUAAUUUGUCCAUUGAAACUGGUGGGAUAGGGAAGUGCAUAACUUUGUCUCAAGAUGGAUGUUUAGUGUCUUGUCUGUUUCUUUUUAGAUCUUGCACGAGCUUGUCCCUUCUCACGAACUGAUGCUGGAAUAUUACGCCAUGCUGAAAAAGUCAAGUAAGGCGUUUUAAUUAUUGUGCUUGAAGAUACACAGAAUUAGGAUCAGGUUGCCUCCCUGCCCUCCCCCCUUAACACGAUUCGCUCUUAAUUUCAGAAAAAAGGAAAAACCAGAAGCUACGGCUGGAAGUUAUUUUUGCAGCUUUGGACUCUGCUGGGUGGAAGGAGAAUGUCAAAGCCUGGAGCUGCUUGGCGAAGGAGAUUGUAGAAAUAUUGCAGAAGUGGGUGAAUGGUGAAAUCAGCUGCCCCAUGUGAUGUAUCUCUUGCUUGACUGCACCUCUGCAGAUGGUGCACUGAGGAUAUUUGACUGCCCCCUCAUUCAAAAACAUCUCAACAUAUUUGAAAAUAUGUCAGGGGAAGGUUUUAGACACUUUUACCUGUAUUCAAAACUGCACCAGUUUUCCAAUGGAAUAAUUGGUUAAUUUUUAAAGCUGUUUUCAUUUCAUAAUACCUUUUAGUUCAUUUAGUUCAUUCAUCUUGGCGGAUUUCUGGAUGAAACAUCAGUUUUGAAUCCAUUCCAGUCCGGUUUUCUCUCUGGUCAUGGGACUGAGAUGGUUUGGGCUGCCAUCAGUAUGCUGAUGACACCCAGCUUUAUCUGUUGAUGGAAGGCCACCCUGACUCGGCCCCAGACACACUGUUCAGAUGUCUGGAAGCCGUGGCUGGAUGGCUAUGUGGGAGCCAGUUAAAAUUAAGUCCUUCAAAGACAGAGGCCCUUUGGCUCGGUCAAGACGAUAUGGGGUUGGGGGGCCAACUCCCAUCCCUUGCGGUGGUGCAACUGGUGGCAGCGCCUUCCGUCAAGCGUUUGGGUGUAAUCUUUGAAGCCUCCCUUUCUAUGGAGGCGCAGGUUAAAGCUACAACAAAGGCGGCAUUUUUUCAUCUUCGCUGAGCUAAGCAGUUGGCCCCUUAUCUCUCUCGUCCUGACCUCACCACUGUGAUCCAUGUGAUGGUAACCACCAGGCUUGAUUAUUGUAACUCACUCUACAUGGGGCUGCCCUUGGAACUGACCCAGAAACUCCAGCGGAUACAGAAUGCCGCAGCGAGACUCCUUAUGGGGUCCUCACUGCGGGAUUGCAUUCAUCCAGUGCUAUACCAGCUGCACUGGCUCCAGGUGGAGUACAGGAUCAGGUUUAAGGUGCUGGUUUUAACCUUUAAAGCCCUAUAGGGUCUAGGACCCUCGUACCUACGGGAUCGCCUCUCCUGGUAUGCCCCACGGAGGACCUUACGGUGUACAAAUAACAAAAACCUGAAUAUCCUGAGCCCCAGGGAGAUUAGACUGGCCUCGACCAGAGCCAGGGCCUUUUCGGCUGUGGCCCCGGCCUGGUGGAACGCUCUCUCACAAGAGACUAGGGCCCUGCAAGAUUUGACAUAUUUUCGCAGGGCUUGCAAGACAGAACUGUUCCGCCAGGCCUUUGGCCAGGGUUCAGUCUGACUCAUUUUCUCUUUGUAUGAACAAGUACGAAGGAGGUUUCCCAACCCACUCAUAGGUCCUUAUAAUAUCAGUGGAAAUAAUUGGUCCUGGUGAGUAUUAACCACUUUCAAUUUUAACUUGAAGAUGGCCAUUUGUCCAGUCUAAUUUUAAUUUAUUUGAAUUAAUUUUGGGAUGCAUUUUAAUUGUUCGUUUGUUUAUUUUUAUGUAUAUUGUGUUUUAUAUGAUGUUAGCCACUCUGAGCCCAGCUCCGGCAGGGGAGGGCGGAAUACAAAUAAUAAUAAUAGUAAUAAUAGUAAUAAUAAUAAUAAUAAUGAUUUAUUAUACAGCCCUGCAUUCAUGAAAGAUGCUAGCCUACAAAAUGUAGCCUAUCUUUUUUUUUUACUCCAUGCGGCACCAAUUUAUAUCAAAAAUGUGCAGAGCAGGUUGCAUGUUUUUCUUCUUGAAUUUAGGACAUUAACUGGAAACUGAACAUGUUUUCACUGCAAGGGCUCAGCCAAAAACAAGAGGUUGCAUUUUAAUAUUAGUAAUGCACCCUUUUAAAUUACUGAGUUAAAUAACCAUAAGUAAUCUUCCAUGCCCCUGAAAUAGGGGUAGCCAAUGUGACAGACUAUAGUAGUCAGAGACAGUGGGAGCAGCCGUCCACAACAUCUGGAGAGUACUACAGUGGUGCCCCGCAAGACGAAUGCCUCGCAAAACGAAAAACGCGCAAGACGAAAGGGUUUUUCGGUUUUUGCGUCGCUUCGCAAGACGAUUUUCCCUAUGGGCUUGCUUCGCAAGACGAAGGGCUUGAUCCGUGCCGCGCGCAAACCGCUUUCACCGCCAAUCUAUCUAUGCGGCAGCGGGGAAUCUAAUAGUAAUAGCAAUCGAUACAUUAUUAGCGUCCGGGAACACAGCCGGUGGUGAUGCUGCCCCGCGCCGCUUCGAAAAGUUCCUAGGCUUCAGCCUUAGAACUGGGAGGGGACCUGGCGGCGACACCCGGCUCGGGGUGGGAUUUCCCCGUCUGCGCUCUUAGCGCGCGCGGCGACCGCUAGAUCCCGAGGACGGCAGACUGGGCGGGGGGGCAUGAAAAGUUUUGCCUGCCCAUCUCCGAGGAAGCGGGGGGGAGAUGAUCCCUGUCAAGGGAAGAAGGGGGCACCCAUUUGCCAGCAGCCGGUGCCCCCGAACCGAGGCUGAGGGUGGCGCCAUCGCCUGUCAAAGUGACCGCAAAGGCGAGCUCCGGUCGCGCGGCCGAGGGAAGCCCCGCUGUGGGUCGUCCAAAGUCAGCCCGAGCACGCCACUCACCUAAAAGGCAUGGAGAGACGGAGGGAGCGCGCGAGGAUCCCGGUGCAGAGGAGGCUCCUGCAGCAAAAUAAAGGCAGUCGGCAGCCGGAGGGCUCCAGGACCCGGAGCUGCGGCGGGGCCGUCGAUGGCGUUGCCGGAGACUCCUCCCUCUGGGCCUCGCUCUCUCCGCCUUCGCCGCCGCUUGCCCUGCCUGCGAUCGGCCGGGCUCAUUGCUCCGCUCUGCAGAGCGCUGCGCAAAGGCGCGGCGGGACAGGUGUCCGGGGACGCUUUGGCUGAGCGCGCCCCGGGAUUGGAGGUGCAGGGUGCUUGCUGCAGAUCUUAUCUUCCGGGGUCGCUGGGAUGGCGGCGGUCGGGGCUUGUGUUAUGUAAGCGCGUCAGGAGGGACUGCUUAAGAGGCCGGACGAGGCUUAUGCAAUGGCCAGAUGCUCCCUAGGGGUCGAGGCUUGCAGUUGCGGGAACGAGUUUAUACCUGUAGCCGCUAAGCCGCUAAUAGCCGUGCUUCGCAAGACGAAAAAACCACAAGACGAAGAGACUCGCGGAACGGAUUAAUUUCGUCUUGCGAGGCACCACUGUACGUUGGCUACUUAUAGCCUAAAACUCCAAACGAAAAAGGGAAGUUUGGACCAUGAUGAGAUUGCCUGUGCACAGAGCUUGGUAGACAAGCAUAAGUAAUACACACAUCUUAGCCUAGCUUAGUUGUGUUCUGGUGUAAUACAGAAAUCUAUCAGCAUUCAGCAUGGCUCUAACUGAGUUACACCCUCUUCUCUCUCCCUCUCUCCCCCUCCCUCUCCCCACCCCCAGCUCUGACAGACAGCUUCACUGGCUCAAAAACAAGUGGGCAUCUCGAAAGGACUGGUGGCCAGCCUUGCAUUUCAGCCUUUAUUUGGCAAAAAGAAACUGGCAGGAAGAUGAAUGUCUCGCUUGUGAAAAAGUACUGGUGGCUGGAAUGCUGAUGGGAAAAGGUAACUGCCUCCCCCCCAAUAUAGGUUCUGUCUCUUGUAUACAUGCAAUAAUUAGAAUCCUGGCAAAGCGUAUAUUGCAUAAAGCUUUAUCUUGCCCUUUCUCUCAACUGCAACCACCUUUAUCCUUGCACCAGCCCUGUGAGAUGGGUCAGACUGAGAAAUAUGGCUGGCCCAAGGUUGCCCACUGAGCUUCAUGGCCAAGGGAGGAUUCGAACUCUGGUCUCCCAGCUUCUAGUCUAACACUAAAUCUAUUGCUCCACACUGCCAUUUGGUGCAUAGAACUGUAUCAAGUAACAUAAGCAAAAGUGAUUGGUUUUUGCACCAAGGCAGUUAGCAUCUAAAGUUCACCAGAGCGGCAAGCGGAAACGACAAAAGGAAGAGGCAACUGUUGCUCUUAGGCUUUCUUUCAGCUUGGGCUGUGGAGUUAAGCCAAAAGCUUGAAAGAAGAGAUCAGUUUUGAGGAGCGAUGCGAAGAAAGAAAGAGAGGUGGAACUCUGUAGAUGCCCUGAGAGAGCAUUCCACCUUUAGCCCAGUUGAAGCAUCAGUUAUUACAAUGGGAUUUCCUUCCUCCCUUUUGUAGGAAGGAAAUUUGAGGUGCUGAGAGACCAUACAAAAUGUGGGAAGUUAAUGAACCUCAUAUUACUUCUUACGUGUGUUAUUUUCAUGGCCUUCAAUGGAGAGGAGAGGCAGUUCUAGCUGCUGAUGGGAAUAAUAAUAAUAAUAAUAAUUAAUUUAUUAUUUAUGCCCCACCCAUCUGGCUGGGCUUCCCCAGCCACUCUGGGUGGCUUUCAACAAAAUAUUAAAAUACAGUAAUGCAUCAAACGUUAAAAGCUUCCCUAAACAGGGCUGCCUUCCGAUGUCUUCUAAAAGUCUGGUAGUUGUUGUUCUCUUUCACAUCUGGUGGGAGGGCGUUCCACAGGGCGGAAUACCAUGCAUACUGCUGGUUACUCAUUACAGCAUUAGUUGAGUCCAAACAAAGCAAGAUGAUGCAUUUUCUUUUGCAUGUACAAAACCCAGCACCCAUCAGACCCCCUAAUGGAAACAUCUAACAUGAGAGAUGAGCACAUGGUCUGUAGAUUAAUAGUGCUGUUUGUCAGUAUCUUACACUCUAUACAGUACCUUCAAAGCUCUUGUAAUAAUGGUCUAGAUAAUUUUUUUAAGAAAAUGGUCAAACCUCAUCAGGCUUCUGCAUUGGGACCUUGUCAUUAAGCAAAGUGACUUCCAGAUGUAGGCUAACGUCGCUGGAUUAUUUGCUCCACAUUAUAACGAUACUGGAGAUAAUUUACCCAUAACUUUUCUAUACAUUGAGAUUUUGACACUUGUGGUGUACUGAGGUUUGAGGAUGCUCAGUGGGAUUUUUUUAUUCUUCCCCCUCUCUAUCCUUUCAGAAGCUCCAUGUCAUAAUCACAACAUGUUCUUAAGGGUCUGAUUGUGUCCAGUUAGUCUUAUCCCAUUCAUGCAUUCUAAUGCUAUUUUCACUUUUCUGUGUGUCUAGAUUGCAAAUAUUUUAGAUACGUCAUGCGACAAGGUUGUGAAGCCAAUAAGAAAAAGUUCAAACCGUUGAAAACAUUUGUGAAAAAACACAGCUGGGUCAGUUUGAAGAUCGUCUGAUAUUUGAUUGCUUUUAGAGGCAAAAUUCCUUUUCUUUUCUUUUUGGAACUAUAUCCCACCCCCCACCCCCCGAUUGUACAUGUUUUGGUCUGCAUACAGAUCUCCCCUGCAAUGAAAAAACCUUGUAGAUAAUUGACAACCAUUUUUUAAAAAUGAAGUUCCAGUUUUAUAAUAAAUGUUUCCAAAGGAAUUCUACUUUGAGUCAUUGCUAAAAUAAAACUUCACAGG
Molecule: messenger RNA, 15913 nt
Organism: Podarcis lilfordi (Lilford's wall lizard)
Lineage: Eukaryota; Metazoa; Chordata; Lepidosauria; Squamata; Lacertidae
Source: the annotation of a GenBank genome assembly